CAAAACGAGUAGUAAAACAUGGAAUCACUAAACUUAUGCCAAAUUCUACCGCUGAUCCUCUGCAUCCUCCUCCUCUUCCUUAUAUUGAAGAAGCUUAAAUCCCCCAAAUUCUCCAGUACUAUUAAGCUUCCCCCAGGACCAACGAAACUCCCCAUUAUAGGAAACAUUUUCCAGCUUCUCGGUGACCAUCCUCACCGAAGAUUGCGUGACCUUGCCAAUGAGUAUGGCCCUCUGCUUCUCCUCAAACUCGGAGAAAUAAAUCAUAUAGUCGUCACAUCCUCAGAAGUUGCCAGCAAGGUUAUGAAGACCCAUGACAUCAACUUUGCUUCACGGCCAGAGUUCCUUGCCACCAAAAUGAUCUUUUAUGAUGGCAGCGGCAUCGGCUUUUCUCCUUACGGUAAAUAUUGGUCACAGCUACGCAAGAUAUGCACAGUUGAAGUACUCAGCGCCAAGCGCGUCCAGUCUUUCAGUUUUCUAAGGAAGGAAGAAGGAGAUAACAUUGUGAAUAAGAUCCGCAUGGCGAGGGGAUCGCCUGUGAACCUUUCAGAGAUGUUUUUAUUUUUGACGAGAACGACCAUUUCUAGGGCGGUGUUCGGGAGGGACAUUGCUCAUAAAAAAAAUUUUCUAAAUGCGAUGAGAGACGCCUCCAGGCACUUGUCGGGAUUUGAUAUUGUAGAUCUUUUCCCAUCUUUGAAGUCUUUGAAGUUCAUUAGCAAAUUGUUCAUUAGCAAAUUUACUCCUUCGAGGGCUCGGUUGGAGAGAGUGCGUCAGAUUUUGGAUGAGAUUUUGGACGAGAUUUUUGAGGAGCAUCAAGCCAGGAACUUCACGAGACAUGACUGCGUCGAGGAUAUAGUUGAUGUUCUGUUCAGACUUCAGAAUCAAGGGGAGUUGGAUAUUCCUCUCACCACGGACAAUAUCAAAGCUGUGCUAUUGGAUUUAUUUUUACCCGGAACUAUCACCUCAUCUGCUACAUUGGAAUGGGCCAUGUCUGAGCUCAUUAAAAACCCUAACAUCUUAAAAAAGGUUCAAUUAGAGGUGAGAAAUGCCUUCACUGGAAAAGAAAUUAUGGAGGAGAAAGACAUUAGCAAGCUUCCCUAUUUGAAUAUGGUGAUUAAAGAAACAGCUAGACUACAUCCCGCGGGACCGUUAUUACUUCCUAGAGUUUGUCGCAACACAGUAGAAUUGGACGGAUACACAAUACCUGCUGGAAGUCGGAUUAUGAUCAAUGCGUGGGCAAUCAUGAGGGAGCCAAAAUGUUGGGUUGAUUCAGAAACCUUCCGACCUGAGAGAUUUGAAGAGGCUACAUUUGAUUUCAAAGGGUCUAACUUUGAGUAUAUUCCCUUUGGUGGAGGAAUGAGGAGUUGUCCAGGCGUAACAUUUGCAAUAGCUGGCAUAGAGUAUUGGCUUGCACAAUUACUCUUUCACUUUGAUUGGGAGCUCCCUGGAGGAAUGAGUCCCGAGGAAUUGGAUAUGGAAGAAGUUUUUGGUUUGACGAUAUCUAGAAAAAAUGAUUUGCUUGUAGUUGCCACUCCAUAUAAGUAAUUUUUCUUUUCCAUUACAAAAUAAUACCAGAUGUUCUUCUAAUAUAUAAACGAUGUUGUAAAAUGCCUACUAAAUGUGUCUGGAGACAUUUUAUGCAAAGUGUACUUUA
This is a messenger RNA of Phalaenopsis equestris, 1651 nucleotides long. RefSeq names its product premnaspirodiene oxygenase-like. The coding region runs from base 19 to 1542 and encodes 507 amino acids. Lineage: Eukaryota; Viridiplantae; Streptophyta; Magnoliopsida; Asparagales; Orchidaceae. Gene Ontology annotation, molecular function: iron ion binding; monooxygenase activity; heme binding. The record is from RefSeq and is a predicted model, not a curated record. The transcript is spliced from 2 exons.